AUGUCCAACUCGUCAUUUACAUCAAAUCUCGUGCUCCUUGUCCCUGAGCUUCCCACUGCUAUCGUCUCUUACCUCCCUAAUCCGGAUCUCAAGAGCCUUCGUCUGACGUGCAAGGCUCUGGGCGAGAAAGUUCCUCUCCAUUUCGAAAGGGUUUUCUUGUCUGCCAAUCCGCGAAACAUUGAAAUUGCAAGAGCAAUUGCUGAUAACGAAAAGUUUCGCAAAGGGGUCAAAGAGAUCAUAUGGGAUGAUGCUCUACUUGCCCACGAUAUAAGUCCUCCUCGGGCGGAAGAUGACCCUACUACCUGGUUUAUACGAGCUUGCAAGGACAACAUUAGGAAUUCAAGUGAUAAAUUAAGAAAUUUCAAAAGAUUUUUGCCAUUUUCUGAAUCAUGGAGUUACUACGAGACGCUUCUAGAGCAGCAGGAAGAAGUGCUAAGAUCUGGGGCUGAUUUUAAUGCAUUGACGUAUGUGUUGGAGCGCUUUCAAUCACUACGAAGAAUUACUAUUACGCCCGCCGCUCAUGGUAGUUUGGAUCGACCGCUUUACGAAACGCCCAUGAUAAAAUCUUUUCCAAAAGGUUUCAACUAUCCAAUCCCAUGCGACUGGCCAUCUUCUGGACCAUUUGGACUUCAUGCCUUGCCUCCAUGGGCUGCUAAGAAACGGUGGCGAGGGUUUUGUGUUAUCACCAACAUACUUGCAGGAUGGAAUGACCACCAUAUCCUAGAGCUAAUCAUCGAUGUUAGAGAACUCGAAACAGGAAUGAGUUGUCGUGUCUAUGAUGAACCAUGUGAGGAGUAUGAUAAUCUUGUUCAUCUACUUCAACAGCCAGGCUUCUGCCGCAUAUAUCUCGCCCUACUUGCUGGUGGACAGGAUUAUGUUGACGACUGGUUCAGUUUCCGCAGUGGUCACUUGAAAAAAAUAUUCGAGGCAGCGCCUGACUUAGAGCAUUUAGACUACAAAUAA
Botrytis sinoallii is the source of this 963-nucleotide messenger RNA. RefSeq lists its product as uncharacterized. The record is from RefSeq and is a predicted model, not a curated record. Bases 1 to 963 code for a protein of 320 amino acids. The transcript is spliced from 3 exons. Lineage: Eukaryota; Fungi; Ascomycota; Leotiomycetes; Helotiales; Sclerotiniaceae.